ACGUUCAAUCGCGUCGAUGUUGUGCGCGCGGCCGGAUGACAUGCAGCCGGCGACGCAACGUUCAUCGCGGGACGUGUUGAAACUGGGCCGGUACAUUGUGCGGUGUCUGACGGCCCAGCCGGACAUCUGGUUGCUGUUCUUGUACAAGUGCGGUCAGCUGGUGGCGGUCAACCUGCACGAACCCGUGGCGCGCAGCGUGGGCAUCCUGGACGAACUGUUCCAGGCGCAGCAGGGAUUUCCGCCGGAACCGGACCAGCUGCAGCGGGAACGGCGCGAACCACGGGACCGAGAGCGUGCAGUCCGACCAGUGACCAUAGGAUCUCUGCCGUCGUCGCCGCGGUCGCCGACCGACGGCCGACUGUCAAACCGGGCGCUGUGUGUCGCGUCGUCGUCGUCGUCUUCGUCUUCGUCAUCGUCCGCGUCGCCCGACUCGGUGUCCCCCGCGUCGGUGUCGUCGUUGUCGCCGGACAACGACCAGUUCCGCGGCAUGGACGAGGACGACACGGACGACGGGUACAGCGAGUCGGACGACGAACCGUUCGCCUACAUGACCGGCCGCCGGUUCUCGCGCACCCCGUCCACCGGCGAACCACGGAGCCGUCGCAGCAGUUCCGGCUGCGGUAGCAGUUACAACAGCGGUGGUAGCUGUUACAACAGCGGCGCCAACAGCCCCUGGAGCAGCGUGACCGGCCGCCGACGCAACAGCUGCACCGACAUCGCCGAAGUGGCCGACGACACCGGCAGUUGCAGAGAUACGCUGAGCGUCAACUCGUAUGGAAUGCCUCAGUCUGGUUCCACUGUGUCCCAGAGAGAGAAUUCCAGCUUCUUGCCUGUCACUCAGCCGGCCAGUGCUCCAACAUCGCCAGUCGGUUCUCCAGUCUCGCAGCUGUUAUCUGAUCUCUCCAACAUCACUCUAGAUCCCAACUGGCAGGCCAUCAAGUCUACUGUACGUGAACGUAAUGCUGCCAUGUUCAAUAACGACCUCAUGGCUGAUAUAUACUUUGUCGUGGGCAAUCCAGGACACACCCAACGUAUACCAUCACAUAAGUAUAUUUUAGCGACUGGAAGUUCUGUUUUCUAUGCCAUGUUCUAUGGUGGAUUAGCGGACACUAAAGAAGAAAUUGAGGUGCCCGAUGUUGAGCCAACAGCAUUUCUCACUUUACUAAGGUAUUUAUAUUGUGAUGAAAUCCAAUUGGAGCCAGAUACAGUUCUAGCUACAUUGUAUGUGGCUAAAAAAUAUAUCGUACCACAUUUGGCCAGGGCUUGCGUUAAUUACUUGGAGACUAGCCUAACUGCAAAAAACGCGUGUCUGCUCCUCAGCCAAUCACGGUUAUUCGAGGAGCCAGAAUUGAUGCAGAGAUGUUGGGAAGUGAUUGAUGCACAAGCAGAAAUUGCAUUACAUUCAGAUGGAUUUGUUGACAUUGAUGCUGAUACGUUGCAGAGUGUAUUAGGACGUGAAACCAUUAAUUGCAAAGAAACCAUACUAUGGGAAGCAGCCAUGAAUUGGGCCUCAGCUGAAUGUAGCAGACGUGAAAUAGAACCAACCCCAUCUAAUAAACGACAAGUAUUAGAUUCUGCUCUGUAUUUACUCAGGUUGCCAGCAAUGUCCCUAGAAGAAUUCGCUAAUGGACCUGCUCAAAUGGGCAUGUUAACAUUAGAAGAAACUGUCGAUUUAUUUCUCCACUACACCGCAUCCAACAAACCUCGCUUAACUUAUCCAACUAAGCCACGUAUAGGACUAAAACCUCAGACGUGCCAUCGAUUUCAGUCCUGUGCUUAUCGUAGCAAUCAGUGGCGGUAUCGAGGUCGUUGCGAUAGCAUUCAGUUUAGUGUUGAUCGCCGUGUGUUCAUAGUAGGUUUCGGCUUGUAUGGUUCGUCAACUGGAGCUUCCGAUUACACUGUUAAAAUUGAACUCAAACGUCUAGGCCGUAUUUUAGCUGAAAACAAUACAAAAUUCUUUUCAGAUGGUUCAAGUAACACUUUUCAUGUUUAUUUUGCACAUCCUGUACAAGUAGAUCCCGAAUUGUUUUAUACUGCUUCAGCUAUAUUAGAUGGUGCAGAAUUAAGUUAUUUUGGCCAAGAAGGACUUAGUGAAAUAAAUGCUGGUUGUGUGACGUUUCAAUUCCAGUGUUCUUCAGAAAGUACUAAUGGUACUGGAGUUCAAGGGGGGCAAAUUCCAGAACUUAUAUUUUAUGGUCCAAUUAGUGAAAACCAUUAAUACAUUUUAAAUCAUUUCCAAUCCGAAUUAAAUACCCAAGUAUAUAAAACUACUAAACUCAAUUGAAAAUAUUUUGUUCAAAAAAUGUUGCUCCUGUAUGAUAUUUUGGAUCUCUAUUAUACCCAAUCACUAAACCACAUCUCAUAUUAUGAUAACUCAACUAAAUCAUUAGAGUAUGAUUACAUAUUCUCGCCAAGUAAAUUAUAUGUAUUUUUAGAUGUAAUAUAAUAUAAUAAUUAAUAAUAUGUAUGUUAUAUUUUUUUUUUUUUUUAUGUUGGUAAUUAUAAACGGUAUUUGGUCAAAUUAUUCAAACUAAAAUAUUUUUUUUCGUUAUUGUUUUAUAAGUUUAUUAUAAAUUAUAAUAUAAUAAAAUCUCUCACCAAACUCGGUUCACAGUGUAUACUAUGCAUUAUGUAUGUAAUAGUACUAGUCUAGGGCUUGGAACUUUAUGUAAUCCUUAUUUAUAAGAUAUUAGUAUAUUUAAAAUCUAGUUCGAUAAAAAUGUGUUUGUAUUGAUAGUCCAAGCCCUAUCAUUACAUUUUAUUAAAACUACUUAACUGUAACAUCCCAGUUAAUAUAUUAUUUAAAAUGCAAUGUUUCAUUAAUACUUCUGCUAGCCGCUAUUUUUGCUUCAUCACAUGUUUCAAUUUUAUUAGAAAAGUUUAGUCUAUAUUGACUUUAUAAAUAUUUCAAAAUGUCUGUUUCUCAUUUGAAUUAUUGUUUAUAUACUAUCAAAUUAAAUUAUACUUAAAGGAUUUUUCUAUUUUUUUUUAAUUAGUUAUUACUUAUUUUGGUUUGGAUAUUUUGACCUAUACUCUAUUGCAAUAGAAAAUAAUGAAUUCAGCCAACUUAUUUUUUCAUGUCAAUGUGCACCAACAACCUUUGCUAAUGGGUGGUUCACAUUUUCGAUAAUAGUAAAGGUUUUUUGGUGGUCUUUGGGAAACAACGGUUAGCAAGGUGGGGACAUUUGACCUCGGCAAUGCCCCAGCCAUCAGCCGUUAUUCUCUUUUGAAAUAGAGUAUAGAAUUAUGAACUGAUAUUAUUUGUUAAAUCUAAAUUUUUUAUGACAGAACAGACAUGCUCGACUUAUUAGAUAUUAUUAUUUUUAUUUUAUAACAUUGUUAAGGCUAAUGAUUAAAAUAGGGCAUAUCUUCUAAAUUGUUUACCAACUGUAUUAAUUUACAUGUUUUAAAUUCCUUGCUAUAGUGCUUUAUUUUUUUUUUCUAUUUUGUGUUUUAUUAAGUGAUGGAAGUGUUAUGUUUAACAUAUUAUUAUGAAUUGAGAUCAAACAAGUUACUAUUUGAUCAAAUUUUACUAACAUAACUUUGUCGCCUUAUCUUGUAUUAUUUUAAAUAUAUUCUUAACAUGCUCAAUAUGUUUCUGCAUAUAA
Molecule: messenger RNA, 3608 nt
Organism: Acyrthosiphon pisum (pea aphid)
Lineage: Eukaryota; Metazoa; Arthropoda; Insecta; Hemiptera; Aphididae
Gene: lute
Product: BTB/POZ domain containing protein 3 lute
Exons: 5
Coding region: 17-2218 (733 amino acids)
Biological process (GO): neurogenesis
Cellular component (GO): cytosol
Molecular function (GO): protein binding
Source: RefSeq, a predicted model, not a curated record